CGCCCCCUCCAGCUCCUCCUUCUCGCGCAGCCUUCGGAGCUAAGGGUCCGGCCGCAGCUUCUCGGAGCUCUCCGGAGAGGAGCGGAGCUUGGGCGAGCAGGCGAGCGGGCACGAGCCGGGCCUGAGCCGAGCGGCCGGGAGUGACACGGCCGAGGUUUCUGCAAAGUUGGGCGCGCGCUCGCGCCACAGCGCCCGCGGCCGGAGCGAUGAAGAUGGUCGCGCCCUGGACGCGGUUCUACUCCAACAGCUGUUGCCUGUGCUGCCAUGUCCGAACCGGCACCAUCCUGCUCGGCGUCUGGAACCUGAUCAUCAAUGCUGUGGUACUGCUGAUUCUAUUGAGCGCCCUGGCUGACCCAGAUCAGUAUCACUUUUCAAGUUCUGAACUAGGAGCUGACUUUGAGUUCAUGGAUGAUGCCAACAUGUGCAUUGCUAUUGCAAUUUCUCUUCUCAUGAUCCUGAUCUGUGCAAUGGCUACUUAUGGAGCAUACAAGCAACACGCUGCCUGGAUCAUCCCAUUCUUCUGUUACCAGAUCUUUGAUUUUGCCCUGAACACCUUGGUUGCAGUCACUGUGCUGGUUUAUCCAAACUCCAUUCAGGAAUACAUACGACAGCUGCCUCCUAAUUUUCCCUACAAAGAUGAUAUCAUGUCCAUGAAUCCUACCUGUUUGGUCCUUAUUAUUCUUCUGUUUAUCAGCAUUAUCUUGACCUUUAAGGGUUACUUAAUUAGCUGUGUUUGGAACUGCUACCGAUACAUAAAUGGCAGGAACUCCUCCGAUGUCCUGGUUUAUGUUACCAGCAAUGACACUACGGUGCUGUUACCCCCGUAUGAUGAUGCCACUGUGAAUGGCGCUGCCAAGGAGCCGCCACCACCUUAUGUGUCUGCCUAAGCCAGAAAGUGGGGCAGGGCUGAGAGCACGAGCUUGACUUUCCCGACAUCAGAGCAAUAGUUCUUUAACUUUACCUCUGAGAUGAGCUCUCUGCAUUUAUUUGUUGCUGAAAUGCUAUAGUUUAAAAAUUUAGAUGUUAAGUUGAAAUCCUCUGUAGUGUUAAACAUACGCUUUAGCUAGAGCACUGUGAUAGACUGAUUAACUGUAGAGUUCUUUCUGUAGCGGUGGGUGUGACGGGCUUCCCUGGUCCUCCCUAGACUUCCCUGGGCGCCGAAACUUCCCCCAAACCUGGAUGAACCUUGAGUCAGACUGGUUUUGUACCUACUAGACCCCAAAGUUAGGGAAUUACUCACAUCUUUUUUCUCUCCGUUCCCUCUGUCUCUUUGGGAAGUGUAAAAUAAAAUAAAAAAUUAGACAAUACUCUUCUUAAGCCAUUCCAGUGUGUGGAAAAAACCUUUAUGAGAACAGGAAUGUUAAUUGUGGAAUCGUUGCUCUAAUUAGGUAAAUGGGAGUAUAUAUAUAUUCAUCAAUAAAACAGGAAUUUCCUUAAGAUCCUUUAUGAUUUAAAUUCAGUGACAGUUUGAAUUUGCUGCUCAAGGCUAAAUUGAGACCCUUUGACAAUCCUCGGCAGUGAGAGAGCAGUCACUACACACGGCUGUUCUUGUAUACCCGUGUCUGAGGUCAUGGACUGGCAUGUCUCAUCCAUGUUCGAGGGGUAGAACUGAUUUGUUUGGUACUGCGUGGUGUCUGGUACUCCCUUUUUCCUGGUUUCCCAUCUCCGCCCAGGGCCCCCUUUCACUAAGUGUUCUGCCCUUGCCUGAUUCAAGGAGGAUAUCCAGCUCGCUUUGUCAGGUGACAUUGUUGAUAUGUGUUUACCUAAUAACAUAAAAAAGGUUUUUCAUCUUCUGUCCCUGCAAGGCACAUCCUACUACUUUGAACUUGCAAGUAUGCUAGUCAUCUUUUAAAAUGAGUGUAAAACAAGUCUUCAGAAAAAUGCAGAAGUCUGCUUUCCUUGUGGAAUGCCCUUAUCUUGACUAUCUAAAUUUCAAGGGACUUUUAUAUAUUCAUAUGUUCAAGAGUCACAACUCUGCUGUUUGUUCAUUACUGAACAUGCUGUAAAUGAAGGCUUUUACAAUUAAAGUGAGAUUUGCCCACACCCAAGAAAAUAA
This is a messenger RNA of Rhinolophus ferrumequinum (greater horseshoe bat), 2056 nucleotides long. It is a transcript of the gene LAPTM4B, whose product is annotated as lysosomal protein transmembrane 4 beta. Bases 207 to 887 code for a protein of 226 amino acids. The transcript is spliced from 7 exons. The record is from RefSeq and is a predicted model, not a curated record. Gene Ontology annotation, cellular component: lysosomal membrane. Lineage: Eukaryota; Metazoa; Chordata; Mammalia; Chiroptera; Rhinolophidae.